Messenger RNA from Brassica napus (rape), 2639 nucleotides. RefSeq names its product AP2/ERF and B3 domain-containing transcription factor At1g51120-like. NCBI's taxonomy places the organism in Eukaryota, Viridiplantae, Streptophyta, Magnoliopsida, Brassicales, Brassicaceae. Gene Ontology annotation, molecular function: DNA-binding transcription factor activity; DNA binding. Gene Ontology annotation, biological process: regulation of DNA-templated transcription. The transcript has a single exon. The record is from RefSeq and is a predicted model, not a curated record. The coding region runs from base 413 to 1435 and encodes 340 amino acids.
AACAAGAACCAGAAAAAAAAAAACAAGAAACCACAUGACAUGACAAACAUGAUAUUAGAGCACUAAUGCCUUAAUUAAGACAAUUUUUUUGUUAACAUCAAUAUUUUCUGUCGUUAUCCUCAAGGAAAUUUUAGUUUUCUAGCAAGAAAAUAAAUCUGACAAAAAAGAAUCUGAUUAACAAGGUAACUUACCACUAAUAGCUUCUGGUGUAAUAAAAUACUCUGUCAAAAAACUAGAAACAAGAACAAGUAUGGAAACUGUAACAUUCUAAAGAAUCAACGAUAAUGAUACAACAUGUAAACAUAAUAUUGCCUUCAAAUCUCUUCUUCAAAAUACUCUAUUUUCUUUUUGCUUCUCUGCCUUAAAAACCUCUCUGCCUCUUCGAUUUGUUUUGUUUUUGUUUCUUGUCGCCAUGGUUAUCCUCCACGAGAUAAGCAAUGAAGCCAAGACCACAACGGAGACUUCAGGCUCAAGUAACUCUUUCUUGCGUCUCGCCACGAAACCUACUGUGUCUACAACCACAAGAAUUGCCUUGUCCAACACGGCGACAACAAAAUACAAGGGUGUGGUUCAGCAGCAGAACGGUCACUGGGGUGCUCAGAUAUACGCAGAACACCGAAGGAUUUGGCUCGGGACUUUCAAAUCCGCUGCUGAAGCCGCGGCUGCCUACGAUAGCGCAUCUAUCAAGCUCAGAGGCUUUGACGCUAACUCGCACCGGAACUUCCCUUGGUCUGAACUCACGGUCCACGAACCGGACUUUCAAAUCCUCUACACGACAGAAGCUGUGUUGAACAUGAUCAGAGACGGUUCUUACCAUCACAAGUUCAGAGAUCAUGUCAUGUCGAGAUCUCGGAUGGCCAACUUCAACAUCGUGGAAUCAAAACAAGAAUCAAACAAGUGUUUCUCUUGCACGCAACUUUUUCACAAGGAACUGACACCUAGCGAUGUUGGGAAACUGAAUAGGCUUGUGAUACCAAAAAAGUAUGCAGUGAAGCAUUUACCUUUCAUAAGCGACGAUCAAGAAGAGGGUGAAGCUGUGGACGAUGUUGAGGUUGUGUUUUACGACAGUAUAACGAUGAGACAGUGGAAGUUUAGGUAUUGUUACUGGAGAAGUAGCCAGAGCUUUGUUUUCACCAGAGGAUGGAAUGGUUUCGUGAAGGAGAAGAAUCUCAAGGAGAAAGAUGUUAUUGUCUUUUACUCUUGCGAUGUACCGAGUAAUGUCAGGAGAUUAGAAGGGCAAAGAGACAAGUUCUUGAUGAUUGAUGUUGAUCACAAGGGUUUCGUGGCUCACAAGGAAGAAAACAAAAUGGUUCAUAAUAGGUCUGAGGGAGAAAUGAAAACAGAAAACUUCUUUAACUCGAAGUUAGAAGAUGAAGAAACCAAGCAAGAGGAGAAGAAAGGAGGGUUUAUGCUGUUUGGUGUUAGGAUCCAAUAGCUACUUUGGUAUCAGGGAUUUUUUUUAGUAACUUAAUUAUAGUUUGGUCAUGAAUUUUAUUACGUAGCCUUUUGAUUUACUACAAACUUGGUGUUUUGGUUUUGAUAUUAAACAUUAAGUACUACAAUCAGAUUUUUUUUUUUUUUGUUUCUUAUCUAACUAAAUAACAAUCAACAAGUUCCAGACUCGCAUCACAAUUCACAAAGGUAACCAUAGCAAACCAAUCAACAGAAGAAAGAGUACAAUGUUAGAGACAUAUAUAUACAACAGUUCACACCAAGCAAAUGACUCUUACAAGACACUUAUCAGACAUUGAGAUAUGCUUUUGAAAAAGCUUAGCUAAGUAGUGGAAAGUUAAAGAUGUGAAGUCUAGAAGAAAUGUUGGACCUCAUAUUAAUUAUCUCAAACAAAAAUGGGAUCUGUACCAACGCAGUGGCCCAGUGGUUCUGUGGAAGCUCGGUACCCUGGGUUUGAUCCCCGCUGGAUAAAGAUUACGGAACCGACUCUUGUCAUUGGCCUCCGGGAUUAGUCAGUUGACCGGGUCAUAAAAAAAAAGGAUCUUCAAACAGUGGCGGAGGGAGCUAGGGAGCAAGGGGGCAGCUGCUGCCCCCUUAGAAAAACUCAAAUAAUUGUUUUUUCAUUGCUUAUUCUAGAAUUAUAUGAUUUUAAUUGUGAAUUUUCUUCUACUGCCUCCUAUAAAUUGAAGAUAAAUUUUACGCUGGCCCCGGUAAAACUUUCGUCUAGCUCCGCCACUGUCUUCAAAACGUUUUGUGCCUCCUCUGGCUAGACGCCUUCACCGGGCCUUGUUCCUUUCCUGUAGACUGCCGUUUUUCCCUUCAAUUCAGUGUCCAUAAGUCCCAAUCUGAUCAUGCUAAGUGUUUAAAACAAACCUGUAUUUAAAACAUAACAUGCUCAGCUUUUAGCAAAGUAAAUGUUGAGAACUCACAUUGUGGAACAGCCACAUUAUACCAAAAGUGUAGACCAGACAGCAAGCCCAGGACACUGCGGCAUUUCAUCAGCACCAAUCUCUAUUCCCUAAAGAAGACGAAACCCAUUGACCAAAGCAUUAACAAACUCAGCUGGAUAAACCCCCAAUUAGCAAACAGAAGAAGACAACGAUCUGUUUAAAUUUAAGCCCAAGAUUAUUUUCGCACAGUCCAGCCCACGAAGAGUUUUAGAUAUGUAAGCGCUAUAGAUCUUUGGU